AUACAUGGGAUCUGUGGUAUUUCAUCGACCGAUUUCAUAUAUUUUUAGCAUUUAGACUAUAAUACUUCCAAUAUUAUACAUUAAUUUAAUUUUACUAAGAAAUCUUACAUCCUGACCGAUAUAUACGGUAUAAAACCAACUGGAAGUAUGAAAUUAUUAUAUUUAGUACAAUGUAUGGGGAGGUCUUGACCAAGUUUUUUCAUUUUUGUCACACAGCGCAAGUUAUCAUCAGGAAAAUAUUAUCUCUGAAUUUCAAUAAUACAUCUCACAGAUUGAAGGAUAUGUUCGGUAAAAUGUCAUCCUUAGACACUGGGAUCCACAUAUUCGGUAUCUGGGAGCUUGAAAAUAUAUAUUCCGAUUUCGAAAAAUUUUUUACGUGAGAUGCCAUACCUUAAAUGCACUAUUUGUACAAACUUUUAUUCCGAUAUCUUCUUCGAAGCUAUAUAUGUACUUAUCAAGCUACAGCUUGAUUGUAUCGACAUGGCUCGUAUUCUUUGUGAUUUUUUGGUUUUUCCUACAUACCUAUUUCAUAAGUGAUUACAUUUUCAGCUCUCUAUUAUCUUUACCUAUUAACAAUUUCAAUAGGGCAAACUUUUUACAUAUAUAUAUAUGUAACAUACAUACAUUUCUACUCAUAUGUUCAAUAAACCGUAUUGACAUAAUAGUUUACCAUAUAGCUACUAUUUUGCUGCAAGCACAUGUGGAAACUGAAGUUUCCUCAACGAAUCAUCAGGGUGUCCGAUAAGAUUCGAGCGAGUACCGAAUUCGUAUAAAAUAAAUAGAGCAAAGUUAAAAUAGAAAAUCUUACACAUCCACAUACAUCCAUACAUAUGUAUGUACAUAUGUACACACACAGAACAAUAACGCUGAGCGCCAACUUCCAAGCGGCUAUCUUUCGGUAUAUUUUUUUUGUUUUGCUACUUCCCCAACGCCGUUCGUAGUGCGCCUAGCCAAAUACACAUGUUCGCUCGCGUGCUCCCAGUACUCAAACGCAGCUAGCGGACGACGGUCUAUCCGCUUGUUGCACUCACAUUUGUUGGCAGUUGAACGCCGUCACUUAGCACAUUCGUACAAAACAAUUAUUGGGCUUUUAACGCUGCGCGCUGGUGUGCACAAACCUGCAUUACAUACAUACAAACACAUACCAUAAGUAACACAAGCAGACUCGGCGGGUGCAAACAUACAUACAUAUGUAUAUAUGUUCUUACGGUUAUGGCAACCGGCGGCGGCGAACACCUUCACAUAAUCGAUCAACUGCGAAGCACCGUACAAUCGAUCAUACAUCGAAUUGGCGGUGAUAACAGUUAUGCACAACGGUUGCUCGAUAAAAUUCACGCGUUGCAGAAGAAGGUCGAGUCACUAUCCGGUCAGGAACGUGUCGAGUUUUUGCACAAUGCUAAGGAUACGCUGCGCAACACCAUCGAGCAUGCCGAGCAAAAGCUAAUGCAAUAUACGAAUUUUCAACAAGUCUACAAUUACUCCAUUGUGGCGGCUUUGUUAUUCACGGUGCUUUUGGUGUUUGGUGUGUUGCGAGUUUUGUAUUCAUUUUUUUCAAUAUUUUUUAUUAUUAUUACAUAUAAGUAUGCUUGUGUUGAUAGCUGUGCGCGAAGUUUUGAAAUUCAUUUUAGAACUAGUUGCGUGUGUAGCAUUGAAAAUCGAAUAUUUGUGGUGCAAAGCACUCUUCGGCUACAAACUGUACAAGUCGCUGAUGGAGAAGGAAUUGAAGAAGAAGGAGAAAUUGAAAACCAAACAAGCCAAAAAGUCAAAAAAGACAAAUUAACGUAGACAAUUUUAAUUCAUACAUACUUAUAUUUACACAACAACUACGAAUAUAAGAUUCUAAACGGGAAUACGCCCAUUCUUCUUGCAAAUGCUCUGUUGUUAAUUACAUUAAAAUUUAAUGCUUGAAACCAUGUAAAAGUGCAGUCAAAUUGACGUGAUUGCGCUCAAUUAAUUAUUUGUAGUCUGAGUACAGUUACUUGUAGUGUGUAUGUGUGUAUGUGUUUUAACAAAUUAUAAAUGCAAUAUCUAUACAAAUUCAUUAUACAACGGCACAAAGGCAUAUGUACGUACAAUAUACAUAUAUAUACAAUAUAAUAUUUAUUUACACAUGUA
Molecule: messenger RNA, 2115 nt
Organism: Bactrocera oleae (olive fruit fly)
Lineage: Eukaryota; Metazoa; Arthropoda; Insecta; Diptera; Tephritidae
Source: RefSeq, a predicted model, not a curated record